This is a messenger RNA of Gasterosteus aculeatus aculeatus (three-spined stickleback), 3006 nucleotides long. RefSeq names its product protein phosphatase 1, regulatory subunit 3F (gene ppp1r3f). Gene Ontology annotation, biological process: regulation of glycogen biosynthetic process. Gene Ontology annotation, molecular function: protein phosphatase 1 binding; glycogen binding. Lineage: Eukaryota; Metazoa; Chordata; Actinopteri; Perciformes; Gasterosteidae. The record is from RefSeq and is a predicted model, not a curated record. Gene Ontology annotation, cellular component: protein phosphatase type 1 complex.
AGCUGCGAUGCACACAGUCAUGUAAACCAGGGGAUACACUCUCCCGAGGAGGGGAAUCAAAGGCCACUCGUUGACAACAGAGGCUCUGACUGCGUGGUUCCAGCAACGAUCCACACUCGGCAGUAUUUUAUUGUGUAUUGUUUCUUCUGGAGUGGGGAAGGGGGGGGGCGGGGGACGCCAUAGUACUUUCUUCAGCGCACAGCCUUCCAUGCCUGUACACCUCUGCAAGCAUGUCUUUUUUAUCCAUACCGAGUCAAGAGGGCCUUUUUACCACGAUCAGAACCGGCAGAUCAGCGGAGCGGGCGGGCGGUCGGUCCCACCUGGACGACGGAGCCCACGACGACCACGAGGACGACGACGAUGACGACGACGAUGAGGAUGAAGACGACGACUGCGAGGACGUGCGCCUCAUCCCGAGGUGCUCCCCGGUGCCCAGGAAGCGCGGCCACUCCAUCUACGACGAGACGGCGGAGUACAUGCGCAUCCAGGUCGCGCUGCCCGCCGGGAAAAAGCGAGUGUUUUUCGCCGACACAACAGGUGGGGACCUGGUGGAGGUGAAGGAGUUCGUCGCCUUCGAUUCCGACGACGGCGACGACGAAGAGGAGAGCGCCAGGUGGGAGGAAGAGGAGGCGAAGUAUCGAAAGCCGGUGCGGGAACCGAGCUACCGGGUGCGCCCGGAGUUUGACGCGCCCGGCGGCGGCGCGCUGCUGCAGGCGGUGCACUCCAAUAAAGUGGAGGUGGAGCAGCUGUCUCCCUCAGAGACGGAGCCACUUGCCUUCAGUGGGGUGGUCCGGGUGCUGAACAUCUCGUUCCACAAAGCAGUUUAUAUCAGAUCCACCAUGGACAACUGGGCUUCUUACUACGACCACCCAGCCGAGUAUGUCCAGGGGUCCCACGAUGGCACCACUGACCAAUUCUCCUUCAGGCUGUGUUUUGCACCACCUUACACCACGCACGGCUCUCGCAUUGAGUUUGUUGUCCGCUAUGAAACCUCAGACGGCGAUUUCUGGGCUAAUAACUCCUCUAUGAAUUAUGUGGUCACUCUGCUCCUCUCCUACGAAGACCAAAUGGCUCCGACCACCAACAACAACAACAACAACAUCUUGCAGCAAGUUAAAGGUAUCCUGAGACCCCCACAAGCGUACAGCAUAAAUGAUGAUUUCGAUUCGGAAGAUGAGCAGGAAAAGGAUGAAGACGAAGCGCGGACCUCCAGGACUGGACUGUGCAGACCCACGGGGGUCUGCCCAAUCAUCGUACAGCCGGAGAUUGACAUAGAGAUUGCGGUUCGCCCACCUGGUCCCCGCGUCCCACCGAACCAGGAGCUCCCAUCUGUUGACGGCACGCUGUCUGCUCACGCCGUACCCCCAGGUGAACGAUUCCCCUCCACGUCUCCCCAAACCACACUUCAAUCAGAUCCGUCCUUUGUACUCCGUGCCAGAGAACCGCUCCAGCCAAAUAAGUCCCGGCCUUUACCCAGGCCUCACUGUGAAUUAGGCAACCAAACGUCACAGGCGCCCGGACACGGUAGCACCCGCUCGCUGCCGCCGGCAGCGGCGGCUUCGACUCCCUCUUUGCGACACGAGCCGAGAGCAAACGGCUGCUGGACGGGCGCGGAGGACACAUCUGCCUCCGAAGCCUCCGCCCUUCAUCUUCCCACCGCAGGGUCAAAUCUGCGGCCAACAACGGGAGAGGACCGUCUCUGUCUGGAGGCGCCCGCCGAGUGCUCCGCUCCCGGCUCCGAGCGAGGCGCCGCGGCGGGAUUGAGCCAACGUGUCGCGGGGUUAUCGGAAGGUGGCAUAAUGUGCCAGGGGGGAUGCGGGGAGCAUCUUCCUCCGGCAACGCCUGAACUCACCGAGAGCGCGGGGCGAGACGGAGAGGAGGAAGGCGCUCCCCAGAGUUCCCCUGACGCAUCAUUAGCAUUAUUGGAGAAUCCACCGAACCCGUCGUCCGAGGGUCCUGAGGCGCGGUGUGAGCACGACGCCGGCAGGGAUGUGAUGCCGUGCGUCGUCGUUCUGAGCGCCGUCGUCUGCCUCUCGGUGGCGUUGCAGGAACCCGGCGCCGUCUUUAUCAUUGGACUUCUUUGGGUCUUGCACCGUUUUUGAUCAUGCCACAAAAGUUCUUUCGGAUCUGUUUGCAAGUAAAGUGCCUUUUUGUGAUUCCGAAAUAAGCCAACAAGUUUAGAGAAAGAAAAAAGAAAAACAAACGGGAAACCCAAGUCUGUUGAAGUUGUGUGUCACCGUGUGAGUUUAUAGAUUAGUACAUGUUUUAAUCAAAGAAAAGGGGAGAACUUAAUGAGUGUUGCCAUGCAAGGAGAAAGUAAUUUUACAAAUAUUACAGAUAUUUUUUUAAUGCAUUAUGUGAAAAAAAAUGUGCUAGGUAAUAGAACAGCAGUCAGUUAUUACCCCACUUGUACCACAACGUUGUGAUCACACCCACACUGAAGCACAAUGUUUUGUAUGUGGUCACGUUGAUGUGGUGUUGUGUGUUCCGAUUCAAUAAAUCAGUCCUCUAAUAGACUUUUCAUUGUUGUUGUGAGUGUAGCGAAGGCUGUUGUCUAACCCCACUGACACGAAUUUAACUUUUGUGAAUUCCACCUGUUACGUCUUAAAUGAAGGACAAAAGAAAGUUACGGUAGUGGGACACUUUUGAAACUUGCAAUGGAAUUUUGUUGACAAAAGCAAAGCAGAGGCUUUGGGAUGUGAAGUGUUGCCUUAAUGCCAAAAAAACAACCCACGGUGAACAGAAGAAGGGGAGUGGAUGCUGCUCGAGGGACAAAAGUGGAAAACUGUCCAUUGUGAGAUAUAUUUAUUCCUCAGCGUUGCACAUUUAGUUUGAUGAGUCUUCCCGUGGAUUCUAGCUUUUUAAACCCAUACUGCUGCUGUUGCACAACACAAAACUGUAUCGCACUACUUUGACGGCCUCACAGACCUGAAGCACUGAGUGACGUGUUUGAAGUGGUGGCUAUUUUUUGCAGUGUAUUGCCAUUAAACGUGGUCGUAUCGCCUC